UUCAGGCAGUGUAAAUAAACGCCGGCUGGCGUCGACCGACGGCGCCGCCAGCGCAGCCGGUCAGUGGGCCGCCGGCGGCCGAGCGACGCCAUGGGCUCCGCGGCGCUGCCGGCGAUGACGGUGUACGUGAAGGCGGGCGCUGACGGGCGACGGCCGGGCGCCUGCCCCUUCAGCCAGGCGGUGCACAUGGCGGUGCUGGCGGCUGAGGCGGCGGGCUUGCUGACCUGCGGUGACCCGGUGCCCGUGUCGGUGGUGCGGCCGCCUGAGGCGUUCGCGCGGCUCGGCCUCAAGCACGUGCCGGCGGUGGUGUGCGGCCAGGUGGCGCUCGACAACGCCGACGACAUCGCGCUGUACCUGCAGCAGGCGUUCCCGGGCGCCGGCCUGGCCUACGUGUGCCCGCAGGCUGAGCUGGCCACGGCCGGCGUCUUCUCUCGCUUUUGCUUCUACAUGAAGGCGGUGAGCCGCGACCCCAGCCACCUGGAGGCCGAGCUGCGCAAGCUGGACGCCUUCCUGGCGGAGGCGCCCGGUCCGUUCCUGUGCGGCGCGCGGCUGACGCAGCUCGACUGCGAGUUGAUGCCCAAGCUCCAGCACCUGCGCGUCGCCUGCGCCGCCAUGAAAGGCUACACCAUCGGCGUGGAGCUGGCGCACUUCUGGCGCUACAUGCACUGCGCCUACUCGGAGCCGGCGUUCGUGCGCUCGUGUCCGUGCGACCAGGAGAUCGUGCUGCACUGGGCAGACCGGCCCGAGACGGACAAGCUGUCGUUCGAGCGGCACAAGGCGCUCUCGCGCGAGAAGGCCAAGUACUCGCUGGACGUGCCGGUGCGGGCGGCCGUUUGCACGCUGGUGGACUGAGGCGUCGCCGUGUCACCGAUCGCGGUGCUUCCGGGUGACCGCCCCGACCGCUGCGGUGGCCGCGGCCGCCCGGGCGCCCGGUCCGGCGGGCUAGUCACUCGUCAGUGCCGGUCCCCCCUCCCCCCGCACCCCCACACCCCUUGCCGCCGCCCGGGCCGCGGCCGGUCUUCGGCGCAGUCAGCUGGCGUCGGGACGGCACGUGACCGGCCGACCGGGAGCCGGCUGCGCCUCUUCUGCCCCGGGCACCGGAAACGCCGCCCAUGGGUCGGCAUAAUCGCGCAUAAUUGAGGGAUAGCCGAGCGCUGUGCGUGCCUUUGUUGCCGGCAGUGACUCAAAAAAUGGCCGAGCGUGACCCCGUGUGGUCCGGUGGCCGACUUCCGUGAUAGCGAGGUAGCCCGUCCCGCCCCAGGGCAGAUGAUGACCGGCUUGGUCAGCCGUUUGACUCAUGUGCGCCGCCGAGCUUCUGAUAGCUUGCCUGAUAUUUGAAGAUCCGAACGGAUAGCAGAGCUUAUUUUUUUAUAACGCUGUUUUAGGCUGCGGAGCGUCGUGUUCUUGUCCGCUAUAACCAGCGUGGAACUGAUGUGUUAAUAAACGGCAUUGAUGCCUG
Messenger RNA from Pollicipes pollicipes, 1459 nucleotides. Its product is annotated as chloride intracellular channel exl-1-like. The transcript has a single exon. Bases 91 to 852 code for a protein of 253 amino acids. Gene Ontology annotation, cellular component: apical plasma membrane; cytoplasm. Gene Ontology annotation, molecular function: chloride channel activity. Gene Ontology annotation, biological process: chloride transport. The record is from RefSeq and is a predicted model, not a curated record. Lineage: Eukaryota; Metazoa; Arthropoda; Thecostraca; Pollicipedomorpha; Pollicipedidae.